Bipolaris oryzae ATCC 44560 is the source of this 1989-nucleotide messenger RNA. RefSeq lists its product as uncharacterized. The record is from RefSeq and is a predicted model, not a curated record. The transcript is spliced from 3 exons. NCBI's taxonomy places the organism in Eukaryota, Fungi, Ascomycota, Dothideomycetes, Pleosporales, Pleosporaceae. The coding region runs from base 1 to 1989 and encodes 662 amino acids.
AUGGAUCCACGAAAUGCUAGACCACCAAACCCAACGACCGACCAGAAUGCAUUCAAAGGAAAGAAGCCGAACAAAGUCAUCUAUGUCCCUCCCGAGUUCCGCCGCCCCACUUAUGCCAGAGAACGAGAGCAGAUCGUCAGCGACGUCAAAGUCAGCACGGGAUGUGCUGUAAUUCCACAUUGGAAUAAAAAAUGGGAGCAAGACCACAGCAUUAUCUAUCAAUUUGAUAUCUUCGGGACCGGCACAGCCCUGGAGAAAGCUGUUCGUCACAUCAACCAGUGGAUAUCGAAAGCGCAGAACAAGACAAAAGACUCGUCAGCAUGGGCAAAGACGCCGGCGUUCGACCCGAACAAGUGGUAUUACGAGCAAGUUGAUGAUAUAAAGCAGAGACAUAAGCAAAGAUUCAAGGAGGCGCCAUCUGAAGAUAUGAUUGUACACUGGCCUGCCGAACUCAACGACCGCGAUAUCUCACCUCGAGAUGCCUUUGGCAACAAGCUAGAGGUAUUGGACGCCCUCAGAACGCGCAACGAAGUAUUCAUCACUCUCUUGGGCAACAGGAGCGGCGACUGGCAAAUGAAAAUCCAGUCUCAUGAGAUUGCAAAUCUAGAAGUGGCUGUAGAGGAGGUGAAGAACAUGAUUGAGAGAAUCAAAACUGAAGAAAUGGGGCCCUGCUCAACCAACAUGAUUCUGGAUGAUCAAGAGGGCAUGGAAGUCGUUUUCAGACAAGCUGAUCCAUGGUGGCCGCAAAUCGAGAACCGAACUUCACCCCGCUUUCUUCCAAGCGACAUGAUGGAACCUCCUGGUAGUUUUCGCGGACAGACACUGCAUUUAUCGGAGCUGCCAACGAUUCAGCGUUCGUUUCAGUUGGCUCUCGAAGCUGUGAGAUCAAGAAAAGGCGCUUAUGACUUGGUCAUUCGUCUGGGCUGUCUAUCAGUUCGCUCAGACGAGAUCAAGAACAGCGAGGUUGAGGUCAAAUACAGUAAGGGGACAUUUUUGAGAUUAAUCAACGGUCGCCUUCCACUAAAUGUUGAGAGAUGGGUGGUCGACGAUAUAUCCGGCCAACAGAUGCUGACAUCUCUCUGCUCAUCUGACGAACUCCUCGAACCCAUCAAAUCCUCUAGCUACUCUGGCUAUAGACCCGACACGCUCGAGAAAACUAGACCAAUGUUCCGAGGAAUGUGGAUAUUCCAGGAUCCAAACACUUCCUCCGCUGGCCUGCCGCGUGAACGCAUCCGCCAUUCUGGGAGACCAACGACUUCCGGCCAAAAGCCUGUGACUGUGCCAGAAAAGUAUAUCCUGGCCCAAGUUGACUGGACUGAUGAUAACGAAGGUUUGUAUGAGAAGGACACGCCGCGAUUCUACGAGCUGGAGCCCGGCGCCGCAGGUCUCAAGCAGCACAUGGAUAUCAAACUAUUGGAACUAGGAGAAGGUCGUGGGUGGCAAUUUACACUGGAGUCCCUAAAACCUGUGUCUGCAAAGAGCAUAUCGCCCCUCCUUACCCGGUUUAUGGAGGGUGUAAGGAUGAAACGUGGUUACAAUCCCCAGUCUGCUGACCUCUUUGCUGAAUGGGAGACAUCACCGGCUGUCGAGGAUUGCCUAGUGACUGAACGUCUGAUUGUCAUGCACUCUUUCGGAAUCAAGGAGACAUCCUACAAGGUCGAGAUCGCACGCAUCUGGCACACGGGUCAGCAGCCAGUGUGGAGUCUUGCUGUUCGUCAUGCCGAGUGGGCAAACCGUCUUUCGGAGCUGGAGCAUCUUCCUACCGGUCGCAAGGCCAACUGGGGUAAUACUCUUACCAGUUUUCUACCAAAAGACGGACAGUCUUCAUAUAACACUGCCGACGAGGACUUAGGCUUGAGUAACCUCGAUCUUGAUCCUGAUGUUGAAGCGCCUCCUCAGGAUGGUAUCCGCAUUCUGAUAGACAAGCUGCUCCAGGUCUCGGCCGUUGUCAGUUCGGUCAAGCAAAAUGAGGGAGGUGUUGCUAUAUAA